Messenger RNA from Pieris napi, 4710 nucleotides. Its product is annotated as muscle M-line assembly protein unc-89-like. The record is from RefSeq and is a predicted model, not a curated record. Lineage: Eukaryota; Metazoa; Arthropoda; Insecta; Lepidoptera; Pieridae. Bases 219 to 4613 code for a protein of 1464 amino acids. The transcript has 18 exons.
GUCGGUCAAUUGUCAAAUUAACUAAAUUGCAAAUAAACGAGUUUGGCGCUUGGCGGUCAUGACUCCCGAGUCCCGGCAGAUUUUGGUAAACGAAAUGAACGCUACAGUCAAGUCAACUAUUAUUUGGUAAAAUGAAAUUCAACUGAGGACUAACUUUGUGGUUGACACUUAUUGUAGGAUUACUGUGUUUAACAAAAGUAAAAUAAAUUAAGAUCACAAUGACCGGGAAAUCUUAUACUAUGAAAGAAAUGAAGGCUAUUGUCAACUAUUUAGUAGAACAUAAAGCCUUCAGUGAAAUACGUGGUAGAAAAAUGUGGAUGGAUUUUGCCAGUUCCAAGGAUACUACACGAACCUGGCAAAGUUUGAAGGAAACCUUUCUUAAAAGAAUUUUACCUGACAUACACAACCCAUAUUAUAAACUAACUCUUGUAGAAAUUGCAAGUUUUAAACAGGGAUUAGACAUUGAAUCAAAACUGGAUAACAAACUAGAUCUUGAGCCAGUGAACAAUCAACCUAUACCUGGUACUUCUAAAGUAAACGGUCAUAAUGAAGAUCAAGCAGAAGAUGGUGAACAAAAACAAGUAAAUAAAGAGAAUGGUGACGAACAAUCAGGUGAGGACCAUGUUAAAAUUUCUGAAAACUUAAACAAUAUUAGAGAUUCUACAGAGACACUAGUACUGGAGCCUUGCUAUCAUACUGCUGACGAUAUACGAAAAGAUUUAGAAAAUGACAAUGCACAAAAUAAAGCUGAUACUCCAAAAGAUGAUCAAAAACAAAGUGAUCUUCUGGAGCAGGACCCUACUGCUGAUUGUGAAAACAAUGAUAAAAUUAAUAAUGUUAUUAAAGAUACAACAGACCAACAAAAUAAUCUUCCUAUAGAAAUCUCAGACUCUGAAGAAAAAGAACGACAAGAAUCAAAAAAUAUCGCCAAUGAAACUGGCACAAAGGAACAUGAUCAAACCAUAAAUAAUAAUAACCCUAAAAAUACUUCAAAUUCAAUACUAAGCGCAAAUGAUGCAGACCAAUCAAAAAAUCUGAUGGAAAAUAAAGAAAAUCUUGAUAAAAGUAAGAAUACAACACAAAGUACUACCAUUGACACGCAACUUCCUAAUAAUCCAGAAGAACUUAAAAUAUCUGAAAACGUUGAAACUACAAAAAAAGUAAAUAAAUUAUCGCUUGACCGCAAAAGAAGUAAUAGAGCCAAAUCAGAAACCGUACCAACGAAACGCAAGAAGAUUAAGCAAAAAUCAGUAUCUGACACAGACGCUCGAAAAAACUGUAAAAUAGAAGAAAAACAAACGGAAGUUACUAAUUGUGAUACACAACAGGAAAAAUCUGAUGCCAGUAAGGACCUCAUCAUGGAUGUUGAUAAAGAAAUUACAAAUUCGGAAAACCUGGAAGAGAAUCCCGAAAACCAAAUCGAAGUUAGUCACAAUGCCCAAGUCACAAGCAAUGAAGUGGUAGACGCGAACGAUGAAAAUUCCCAGUGUGGACAAAUACAAGUUACUCCAGAAAUUGAAAAUCCCUGUCUGAAAAGUGUAAAUUUGUACGAAGAACAAUUCUCGUGCACAAUAUAUAGUGACUCGGAUGAUGAACAGGGGGAGAAAAAUAAAAACGAACAAAAGAAAAAUGAAGUUGUACCACCGCAGAGGUCCAAAGAAAACAUAAAAGUUAUUCGCUCAUCCAGUACAGAUGUGAAGAACAAAUCCAAUUUGAGAAUUGUCGAGAAGAAACAUCGGGAGAAUGCAUUAGCCCGGGCAUUUGGUUUUUCAAGUAAUGGCCCUCGCAAUCGGAAACGAAGCAUCAGCUACAAUAAAAGACGUCCAAGCUCUCACAAGAAAAUCGAAAUAUCCUCGGAUUCUAGUUCCUCGAGUUAUGAUACUGAGUCAGACUUCGUCUCACCACCGAGAGGGGGGAACCACAAAAGAAAUAGAAAAUAUUUGAAACCUGAAUCACAUAGAAUCCUUUCACUCGGAGAAGAAGGCACUCUAUUUGUUAUGAACGGAAAGAAAAUAUAUCCAGUUAUAAAAAAUGGAAGGGCUUUGAAGACAUAUGUGAAUUACUCGUCAGAUGGACAAUCUGACAAUCAAGACUCGUAUUGGAAGUUGAAGUAUGUCGAAGAAAGGAAAAAAGCAACGGAACUUGCCAAGCAAUUGGAAAAUCUCACAAAAACAAUAGCUAAGGAGAGUAGCGUGGUUCUUGUUGCAAAGACCACUGAUGUAGAAGCUCCCAAACAAAUCGCUAAGCCACAGGGAAUAGAUGAGCCAUGCUCUAAGUCCAUUCCAGUGUCAAAGGCAACGGAUGAAAAAUCUAUCAAAAUCAAAAUCACGAACAAUGAUAAAGAAGUCCAAGUGGAAGGUCCCUGGUCCUGCAUCAACCCAGUGUUGGAGCAGGUUGUCCAAAUGAUGAAAGACACAGAAAAAGUUCCAGUCAACAAAGCCAGAAGCAGCUCUUUGGACCUCGUUGCUCUUAGCGGGAUGUCUUCACCUGCUGAAAGUUCUGCAAAGCGAGUAGCAGAAAUGGAGAAAGAGAUCUUUAAAGAGAUAGAAGAGAUUGAUAAAGCUGAAAAAGAAGAACCAGAGAUACAGAAAGAGACCGAAAAUGAAGCGGAGACUACAGUGAGAAAAGGUACAAGGAAAAGGAAUGUUUCCGCAAGUAAAGUUGCGUCGAUUCCAAAAAAGGUGAAAGUUGAUGAACCUAAGACAACCAAUUUAAAAGUGCCCAGGCGCACCAGAACGCCUAGAAAAGUUAAAGACGAUACAAAUGGUACCCCAGAAACGGCAAAUAUAACGAAUAAAAGAAAUUCUAGUAAAUCUGAAAACCAAGAGCAAGAAGAUGACAUUUUAUACAAGUUCCCCUCACCCCCAAGAGAGUCAAACCGCGCUAAGCGGGCGCCGCCGAGGCCCAGAUACACUUUAAAAACCGCAAGAAUCUACUCCUCUCCCGAUCACAUUUCGCUUCAUUCUGAAGAAACACAAGGCUACAUAGAUACAGACUGCAGUCCAGUCAUAUGCUUACGAAAGAAAAGAAAAACAAGCUUUGUGUCACGCAGACUUAGUCGCUACCGUAAAAAAUCUAUUCCCAGCAUCACUGAAGAUCUCUCUAGUGAAUGCUCUUUACCUACUGCACCUAUUCAUACACAAACUUUCACUAACACCAGUCUAAGCAGUCAGAUCUAUAGGUCUGAUUCUUAUCAGCUCCUAAUGCCGAAAGGCAAAGUCGCAACUAAUUUAGAGAAGAUUGAGGAAUUUUCGAUGAAUUCCCAUGAAGAUGAAUUACAUAGUAAGAACAGUUUUGAAGCUGGAGAUAAUUUCGAUAAUCCAAACAAUUUCAAUGAUAAAGACCAAUCCUGCGAUUUAUCUCUACCGACAUCUCCCGUACUUUCAAUUGUAGAAAACUUUUCUGUAAACAAGAGUCUUCUUAGUAAUCUAGAUGAAAAUGAUGUAAGCGAACCAAUUACACUUAAUGACCUCAUGCCUGUAGUAGAUGUAUCUAUGCCUCUAAUGGAAUCCAACUAUGAAGUGAAGAAAAAAAGUGAGGAUGGAACACAAUUUCAUUACAAUUUGAGAGAUCGAUCUAUUUCCGAUUCUAUCGUAAACAAAGUGAGCACAGUACAAAUUGACGAUGUGCCUAAUUCGAUCAGUACAAAAUUUAGAAACUUAGUGAUUGAAAGUGCUAAGAAAGAUGCCGCAAAAGUUAAAUUAGUAGAAGUUCUCAAAGAGCCGUUAAUAGCUGAGAAACCAAAAGCAGAUAACAAAAAGGCUAAAGCAAAAAAGAGGUCUUCGACGCCUAGAAAGAGACAAAGUACGCGCGCAUCAAAAUCCUCCCUUUCUGACCCCUGUAUUGAAGAACAUACUGAAACUUGUUCCAGAGCCGUGAAUCGAUCUCAGACACCAAUUAUAAAAAUUACAGAUGCGGAUUCGGAACCACCCCAAAAUAUUCAAACGAAAAAAGUAACCAGAGGAAGAGGAAAACCCAAGAAAGAUAUUAUCAAAGUGAAGUUGCCCAAAGUGGUCACAAGACGAAAGACUGACAAUGCUUCUAAAUCCACAGAGGAUGUGGGCGUUAGUAAUGAUACGGAAUCCGGUAUUUUCCUUCAAGGGUUAAAUGAUAGCGUUGAAUUGAUACACAAUCAUUCGGACACGUGUUGUAAAGCUCAUGAAUGUAUAAACGACAGUUUGGAAAUAGUAGAACCAUCGCUAAAAUCGAUUAUAACUAUCGAAUCGGAUUCCGAUCGUAUCGACCAAUAUAACACUGUUAUGGACAAAAACGUUGCAUUCGAAAUGAUUAACCAAAACGCCCAAGAUGGCACGGAUUUAAUUGCAGCUCUAGCCAGGAUCAGCUCUUCUUCAGAGAUAUCAAAUAGCCUUCUUACUGAUGAUCUUUCUGACGAGAUCACGACUCCAAGAUCAUCGAAAUGGUAUUUGCUCUCCGAAGAAGAAAAUUCCACCACUCUACAAGAGAAAAAUAGUCAAUACAACUAUGGUGCAAAUUUAAACCAAAUAUUUCCCAUAACUUGCGCUGUACCUAAUCUCUCUACCAUUUCCGAAGCAUCCAAAGACAUUGAUGAAAACUCUAGGAAUGACGCUAAUAGAAAGUUAUUUAAUUUUUAACGUUAUUAUUUUAUAUUUGUAUGAUUGUAAAGUUUUGCGCUGUGCGUUAUUUGUAAUAUUGAUAAAUGAACAUUGAAUUAAAUUGAUUAUAACAAAA